AUGGCACACAAUAUAUGCGACAAAAAGUUACGUCAAUAUCCCCUGAAAUAUCCGUUACCAAAGUUUAUAACACAAUUGCCAUUCAAACGAAAUCCAUUGGACCUAACUAUCGAUGCCGAGACACUGGCCGAAUGGUCAUACAGACAGUUCCCGACCAGUCAGAUAUCGGCCAAAAACUAUCACAAUGUAGUAAUGGUUGCGACAAUAUUGAUGGCCUUCUACUAUCCGACCCUAACAUCUGAGGAAAGUUACUAUCAUUUGUUGCAGGACUUGAUCUUUAUAUUUAUUAUGGACGACAAUACGGAAGAGUCGUGGGGUCAACAUAACGGCCAACAUAUGGACAAAUGCCGUGAGGUUUGGACACAACAGAUCAGUAUGUUUGCAGUGGCCAAUGGCGACCAAUCAAACCCCAACACAUUGCCAGUCGAUCAGAUGGAGCCGUUUAUUCGGGCUAUUAUACCGACAUUUGAGGCAUAUUCUCGGCAAAUGAGUGCCGAACAGUGGAAACGAUUUGUCGGCGCGAGACUAGAGUUUGCCGCCGCAAACAUUGAGGAAACGGAACUUCUUCGCAAAAACGGCGGUCGGUUUACUUCAUUAGAGGAAAAACUAAAGAUUCGCCGCAGAACAGUUGGCUUAAAACCGACACUAUUGUCUGUUACUUAUGGCCUCGAUAUAGACCUACCGGAGCGCGAAUGGUCUGAUCCACGUAUGAAACAGUUGGUCUCAUUAGUUGUCGAUUACUGUAUUUAUGCAAACGAUAUAUUUUCGUUUGAAAAAGAGUUAAUAACUGGUAUUAAAACCAUAUUGAAGACAACGACAUCUAUUACGACUACUACUACCACUAAUGGCAAUAGUGGUCACACCAACGGCAUCAACGGCGACACCAACGGAACCGAUAUCGGCACCGGUCAUACCAUACAAUCAUUGACCAAUAAUGAUAAGCAUACAGAAUUGGAGGCAUUGAAACAGUUGUCAAACAUUGUGGCUAUGAUUGCCAUUGAACGCAAAUGUUCGAUACCUAUGGCUCAGAUGAUUGUCGGCAAACAUAUCGAACAUUUGGACAAACAAAUCAUACAACUGGUCUACGACUGGUCAGCCGGACGUCAUGCCUAUGACGGCGGCACUGAUAAUGAUGACGAUGAUGGAGACGGCAGUGAUGGUGAUGAUGGUUGUGGUGGUGAUGGCCAACGGUUAUCAGCGCUAAGUCUCGGUGGCAUUGAAUUUGUUCGGGCAUUACUCUAUAUGCCCGGCGGUAUCUUUCGUUCAAGCGGUGUCUGUGACCGGUAUAUGAUUAUUUGAAAAGGAGUGGGAAAUGGGGGGAGGGGGUAGAGAGAUAUCAAGCAAAACCGAUUUCAUAAUAAUAAUUAUUAUUAUUUAUCAAAAAAAUGAUUAUU
Messenger RNA from Oppia nitens, 1394 nucleotides. RefSeq lists its product as uncharacterized. Lineage: Eukaryota; Metazoa; Arthropoda; Arachnida; Sarcoptiformes; Oppiidae. The record is from RefSeq and is a predicted model, not a curated record. Bases 1 to 1299 code for a protein of 432 amino acids. The transcript has 2 exons.